Molecule: messenger RNA, 3947 nt
Organism: Hermetia illucens (black soldier fly)
Lineage: Eukaryota; Metazoa; Arthropoda; Insecta; Diptera; Stratiomyidae
Product: PHD finger protein 14
Exons: 11
Coding region: 168-3545 (1125 amino acids)
Biological process (GO): regulation of transcription by RNA polymerase II
Source: RefSeq, a predicted model, not a curated record
GAUACUGGUGCAUACAUAAGUGAGUUUUCCCCUUCCGAGUCGUCGUUUCGCUUGUUUUGUGUGGAUUUAUCGCAUAUUUUCGUGAAUUUAGAGUGCAUACUAUGUGUUAAUAACUGGCUGCGUCUUUGCCACAUCUGAAUGAGUAAAAGUGCGAGUCUGCAGACACAAUGGCACCACCGGUAAAGUCCAAGACGAAAUUCCGCCCAUCGAAGAUAACGACUCAGACGUUAUUGGAUUUCGAUUUGGAGGAAAGCUCUUCGGACAGCGAUUUCAGGAUCGAGGACCACGAUCAUGACGAGUCUGACGAUGACUUCUCGGACAAUUCGAAUGCAAAGGAUAGUGACAAGGACGACGACGAUGAUGAUGAUGACGAGUCGGAUUCAGACGAGGAGAGCAGUGAUGGGUUCUCUGAUUUCAAAGCAAGUUUGGUGGAAAACGGUGAGGGCCCGAAGAAAGGAAGCAGCACCAACAUCAAGAGUGUUCUGGAGGCAGCGAAGAAGAUCAAUAUUAAGGACACGCUUCCUACCAAUCCAAUAUGCUGUGCAUGCUUAGGCGAUCGUAGCGACGAUACUAAUGAAAUUGUUGAAUGUGAUGGUUGUGGAGUGUCCGUGCAUGAAGGAUGCUACGGUGUUAGCGACUCAACAAGUGUUUCUAGUACAGUUUCAUCCUGUUCGACAGAGCCUUGGUUUUGUGAAGCAUGCAAAGCCGGCAUCUCAGAGCCCACAUGCGAGUUGUGUCCAAAUACAGGCGGCAUAUUCAAAGAAACGGAUGUUGGCCGAUGGGCGCAUCUAAUUUGUGCACUAUAUGUUCCCGGCGUGGCAUUCGGAGAAGUGGAUCAACUUACAUCAGUUACUCUGUUUGAAAUGCCCUACAGUAAGUGGGGAGCAAAAACUUGCAGCCUUUGUGAAGAUGGGAAAUUCGCCAGGACUGGUGUCUGUAUAGGAUGCGAUGCUGGGAUGUGUAAAACUUACUUUCAUGUUACAUGUGCACAAGCUGCUGGCUUUCUGUCCGAAGCUCAUUCGGAAGAAGCCGAUCAUGCUGAUCCAUUCUAUGCUCAUUGCAAAGUGCAUUCGGACAAAACAAUGAUCAAACAUAGGAAACGCAACUUUAACACUCUCAAAUUGCGCAUGGAGCAGAAAAAGUUGGAGAAGGUAACAAAUAAAGAGGAAAAACCGACCGCCGAACAACUGCGAAUAACACGGAAGUUGACAAAACAUCAGAGCAAAUAUCGAUCAAAUAAAGUACUAAAAACUGAACCUUGGGUUCCAACACAGAAGAUGCCUCGUCUCCUGACGACAAGUGCGACAGCCUGCAAGCGAUUGAUGUUGAAGGCGGAACUUAUGGGCAUCGAUACAGCCGCAAUGGAAUUUCAAGAAGCGCAAAUGGCCGCGUUAGCAGAUGUACGGAAAAAAUGGCACAUUCCUCCAGCAUUCAGUGUUGAGUUCAUUGGCUACUACUUAGAUAGGAUAUCAAGGGUUAAAAAUUUGAAAAGUAGCCUAGAGAGAAACGUAGAAAUUAAUAAGAAAUUAAUUGAUGAACAACAAAGUUUACGUGAUGAAUAUGAUAAGGUGAUGAAAAUCCAUUCAGAAAAGACUGCAAAAAAUACUGCACUUAAAGAUCGUAUCGCUGAAUUGCACAAGCAAAUACUUGCAUUAUGCCCAACAAAAAUCCUUCCUGAAGUAUCGAAUAUUGGUCAACCGUCAGCAGUACAAAGUCCACAGCCUAAUACUCCAUCAGCUCGUCCCAUGUCCGUACCCACUGCCGCAGCAUUGAAAAUGGGAGUUGGUUUCCCACUCACUAAUUUGCCGGGCACAAAGGACGAUACGAGGAGAAUUCUAAGCACCCAACGAUCAGAGAACGAUGAACUUUUGCAUGAAUGCGGAAUCUGCAAACGCUGCAAUGACCAACACAUGUUGGCCAAGUGUGAUACCUGUCAUUUCUACUAUCAUUUAGGUUGUUUAAAUCCUCCAUUGACGAGACAUCCAAAAAAAUCGAAACUUUAUGGUUGGCAAUGUUCGGAAUGUGACAAGUCUGACGACUCAGACGCAGUUGUGGAUAUACCAAAAGGUCCGAGGAAAUCAAGGACGAGGUUUAGUAAAGAUGGAUCUAUAGUUCCGGUGGAUCCAAACUUAUCGGCUAGUAGCACGGAUGGAAACAAUUCCUUGCGAAUUGGAGACACAUCUAGUAACAUUAGAAAACAGACGGAAAGAAUACCUUCUAAAGGCAAACAAAUACAAACAAACGCAUCUUUCGAUCAAAAUUCUAAACCUAUAAAAGAUGUAGUGGAAUCCGCAAAGAAAUCAAAGCAAUCCAAUCAGUCAUUAAAUAAAACCGACCCAAGUGAAACAGUUGCACCAUCUCCUAAACGGGAAGAAACAGAAGACCAGGUAAAAGAAAACAAGGCAAAACCAGAUAGCGAUCGUUCGCAACUGCCAAAACCUGGUCGGAUCCAAUCUCCAAGGCCUGCGCAGAUCAAGUCUCCAAGAGCUGCUCGGAUUCAAUCUCCGAGGCCUACGGAUUCGCCUACAAAAUCGCUUUCUGAUAAGGGCCUCCCCCUACCUAACAGCACGGAUCCCAAGAAGGAAAUUAAACAAAAAUCAAGCAAAAAAGUCAAGAAAGACAAAUCUGAACAAUCUCGUUCAGAAACAUCGGAUCAAACAUUUCCUACAAUUGAAUCUUCACAGACCGAAUCAAAUGUAACAAAUGAACUUUCUACUGUGGCGCAAAAAUCUGAAUCGGCUGAUGAACCUAUGUCUCAAUGCCUAGAGCCAACAAAAGUCAACGACGAACAUAUGGAAAGUAUGGGCCUGAACGAAUCCGCUGAUCACAUUCAUAAGCUGAACAGGAAGCGGCGAAAAGAGAAACACAAAAAUAAAUAUUCAUCUGACAAUGAGAAGUCACCAACAAAGGAGCAUAAACGGAAACGGAAGAAGAAAAGUCACGAAAUGGAAAAUCCAAAUGAUUCAAUUCCAAAAAUUAAAAUUAAGUUCAAAACAUUGCCACUUCCUGGUGAGAUUGCCCCCGAGCCUCAGUGCUUCUACGUUUCAGCCGAUAUGGUUCGACCCCAAGAUACAUCACGGCCUACAUCUGUCGAAACCGUUGACGAUUCAACAACAAACGCCGACGAUGUAGUGCAAAACUUCUCCCCUCAAGAAGAAAAAAAUGUAUCCCUAGUGCCCGUUGUCAAGAAAACGCCAGUCCCAGCUGAAACAACAGCCGCCCCGUUGCAGGAGACAACGAAAACAAGUACACCUAUAGUGCCGAAAAUGGGCCGUUUGGCAAGUCCUCGGAAGUCAAAUAAACGUACUUCGAUGGGUAAUGGGGGAGGAGAUGCAAAAAGUUCAAUGGCUGCUGCCUCUAUUUGUGAUGUUUGUAAGGCAGAGGGAACUAAUCAAAAUCUUGUGAGAUGCGACGAGUGCCAGAAAAAUUAUCACUUUACAUGUUUGGAUCCACCCUUGAAGAAAACACCUAAAAAGCGGGGCUACUCCUGGCAUUGCGCUGAUUGUGAUCCAACGGACAUCGAAUCCGAGCUGACUGUGAAGUGAACACCUUAUACUGUCUCCAGACCUCUCCCCCUUUGGGCUAUAAUGCGCCAUUCGAGCGCAUUGAUAACUUGUACAUAAAACAGAUCAUUCUAUUCUCUCUGUUUAUAGAUUGAUAAUUUAAUUUUUUACUAAGUUGACUUACUAUUUUUUCUAUAUCUCAUAGAAGUAAAUUAUUUAUUUUAUAUUAAAAUAAGUUUUCUAAGGUUGAGUAAGUCGAGGUAGAUUUUUUAAAAACUGGAUUUGAAGCAAGAAUGGAAUGCUCAUUAUUGUAAAGCACUCUCAAUACAAUUGAAUUAUCUUUGUAACGAAAAAUAAAUAUUUGCUGCAGUAUUUUCACAAACGCAUCAUUACACAAUAAGGCAUUUUAUAACUUAAAGAAAUGAAUAUAAUUUGAUAAGAAAC